Molecule: messenger RNA, 1592 nt
Organism: Haliotis rubra (blacklip abalone)
Lineage: Eukaryota; Metazoa; Mollusca; Gastropoda; Lepetellida; Haliotidae
Product: D-beta-hydroxybutyrate dehydrogenase, mitochondrial-like
Exons: 7
Coding region: 60-1163 (367 amino acids)
Molecular function (GO): oxidoreductase activity
Source: RefSeq, a predicted model, not a curated record
ACCUCGACCCCUGUAUCUCGCGUCACGCUCAUGUGGAGAUAUACCCGAUCGAAACAACAAUGGGGCUGCUUGAAACACUGGGGCUCCAGUUCUUCGAGAUCACAUUCUGUGGAUGUAUGGCGCUAAUGGUCUACGCCUGUCUCCAGAAAGCCGUGCUCGUCAGUUGUUGUGUUGGCCUCAUCUUAUUUUACACCUUCCGAGUGAUACAGGAACGAGGCACGGAGCAGAUAACGCCGGAUGGCCGAUACGUCCUUAUAACGGGGUGCGACACAGGUAUCGGUAAAGUUCUUGCCAAGCGCCUGGUCGCACAAGGCUUCAACGUACUGGCCACGUGUUUGGAUGUUAAUAGUAGCGGAGCAUCGGAACUGAAGGAAGCUGGUGGUGAAACAAUGCACGUGCUUCCUCUUGAUGUCACUUCCGAUGAUAGCGUCGAAGCCUGCGUGAGAACAGUUCAACAGAACACUAGCGAUAAAGGUCUUUGGGCCAUCGUCAACAACGCAGGUGUGAUAGGCAUGGGGGAUGUAGAGCUUCUGACAAUGGACAUGUAUAAGCGACUAGCUGAUGUGAAUCUCUUUGGAAUGAUCAGAACUACCAAGGCCUUUUUACCAAUGAUCCGAAAAUGUAAAGGUCGAGUCAUCAAUGUAACAAGUGUGCGAGGCGUUGUUGCAUUCCCGGCCAACUCCACAUACGUUGUCAGCAAGUUCGGCGCUGAGGGCUUCUCUGAUUGCCUUCGUAUGGAGAUGAAGAGGUUCGGAGUCAAGGUCGUUAUCGUCGAACCAGGGAACUUCGGUGGGGCCACAGCGCUGUGGGAUGAAGCGAAUGUUCAGAGGAUGAAGAACGCCAAUGCAGAAAUGAUGUCAGCAGCUAGUCAUGACGUCAUCACGGCGUAUGGGCCCCAGUAUCUUGACACGAUGUUUGCAGGGGCUGUUAAAGGAUGUUCUACCUCAUUUCCCAAUCUCGAGCCUGUCAUGGCGGCCCUUGUAGCUUCUAUAAGAAGCAUUUCUCCUCAAAACCGUUACCUCGUAGACGGCAGCAACCAAUGGUUCGACGUUGACUGUGUUAUGGCCCGUCUUCGUCCUUUCGUGCCAGUCGGAAUCCUGGACUAUCUAAUGCUGAAGGUGCGAGGACAUCCUCCAGUUGCUGCGCAACCAGAGUUCCAUUGAUACUAAGAAAUACUUGAAAAUUUGGGGAACAUCCUAGAGUGUGCCGAAUAUGACAUAUAUCUACAGUGUACGUGUAAAAUAGUGUUUGAAUAUACACCAGGGAUAUUGAUUCCAAUAUAUCCACAUGAGUCUUAGUGCUGUGUGCAGAUGUAGGCAGCAUUUGACAGUUGCCUAAAACAGUGCUCUGAUACUGAAAGGGGAACCAACAAUUCAACCAUUAGGAGAUGCAGGGUAUUAAUGAUAUACAUUUGCAUUUUAUUUAUUAAUGGUGUAGCAUUCGUGUGCACAUUGUAGUAAAGCAAGCAUUUAAUUGCUGUUUAUGUAAUAAUGUGUAUAUCACUGCGAUAAAAGUAAUUGAUGAAUACUUGUAAUUAUUAGUCUAUGAAAGAGCUAAUUUAUUUCGAAUAUAAAGAAGUAUGUUGUAGAAUG